GCGCGGCGUGAUGACGUUUCCUUACGAGCCAAAAAUGGCGAAGAAACAACGUGGGGAAGCAGCUUCGGCGUCAAAGACCGCGGAUAUCGAAGAACAGACAGAAGAUUUCAGUUUAGCUCUUGCGUCCAGUGACGAUGAGGCGCCCGAAGAGGUGACCUUUGAAGACUCAAAGGCUCAGGCUUUACGGAGCAUGAAACAGGCGCUGGACACGGCCAGAAGGGAAAAGGAGCUGCUGAAAGAGAAGAGAAGGAAGAGGCAGGAACUGUUCCAGGAACAGAAGAAAAGAAAACUCUUACCGGCUGAAGUGUUGGAGGAAAUCGACUCGACUCCUCCAAAGAAGCAGAGACAGUCUGAAGAAGAAGCUGAAGAGGAGGAGGAGGAGGAGGUGAAAGAGGAAGAUGGUGACAGCAGGAAGACGAAAAAGAAGAGUGGGAAGCUGGCGCAUACCCGAAAUCUGAAGGGAAACUACACGGUGACCACGGUGAAGGAGCGAGGGUCGGCCUCCUUCCAGCGGCAGACGGCGGAGGAUUUCAUCCAGUCCAGACUGUACGGACCAGGAAGCUGCAGGAGCACAAGUAACGAGCUGCUCUCCCUCCAGAACAAGACGGGGAGGAAAAAAAGUGCGGCGGUGCAGUUUGUGAAGAAAGACUGGGCCUGUAAAGAAAAAGCCAAAGCGGAGAAACUGAAGAAGAGGUGGAUCCACAAGCAGCAGAUUCCCUCCAGCUGACCGGUCUGUAAACACCUGACCCGGGUCAGCGCACCUUCGCUGCUCCUUCUGCACCCUGAAUGUACACCAGUCACGGCCGACACUCACCGACGCAGAGGAGGACAACGGUGACCAAGAUCGAAGCGAACGAUAGAAACUUACAGGACGAUGAGCAGCAGGAUGGAGGUGUGAGGUGACCCCCCAAACAGCCCAUAAAUUGAUUUCUCAUGAGCUGGAACUACGAGCCUCGUGCUCCCGUUCAUGAACCAGGACGUGAAGACAGUCGUUUAGAGUUUGAGGGUUUUUAUCUGUUAUAAUCUGAGAAUCAGCUGAGCUGUUGUCUGUAAAAUGACUAUUAAUAAACUCGUUAUAUUUUUUAAAACACACACACAGAGCUACUAAAAGGACCUUUCAGCUGUAAUCAACAUCGUUGAAUCAGCUCUGACAGAACAGCAGAGAGGAUCACAGUGUCAGUGAGGACGGACGUUCAGAUGCUCUGUACGGGGGGGGGGUCAGAGGAUAACUUGUAAUUUAACGCUGUAUAAAUAAAGUUGACUUACAAAGCCUUGAUAUGUUCAAAGCUCAGGAAAAGCUUCUAAGUGGACCCUUUGUUAAGAUUUUUCACAAUAAAGGCCGUUAUGUCGAUCAUGUGACCUGAGUCCUGGGUUAAGAACCACCGCUUUAAAUCAGUUAUCGCUGCUUUUCUGGGUUUUCCAGCAUUUUUAGUUAAAUCUUUGGAAUUUAAAUUGUUGAUUUGAUUAAAAAACUAAAUCAACGUGAAGUAGAGCCUGACUGACUUCAGCUUCACUAUUAGCAUAUACACUAACCGGCCACUUUAUUAGGUACACCUGUCCAACUGCUCGUUAACACAAAUUUUUAA
Molecule: messenger RNA, 1586 nt
Organism: Chelmon rostratus (copperband butterflyfish)
Lineage: Eukaryota; Metazoa; Chordata; Actinopteri; Chaetodontiformes; Chaetodontidae
Gene: nol7
Product: nucleolar protein 7
Exons: 8
Coding region: 11-727 (238 amino acids)
Cellular component (GO): nucleus
Molecular function (GO): RNA binding
Source: RefSeq, a predicted model, not a curated record